AUGCGGCGCGAAACGAAGCCUUUGGGUAAAGUUGUGACGGGACUGUUGCUGCUUCUGUGUGGAAUUCGAACAUUCGCAAAUGGUUUUCUGAAUUUCAGCUCGGUUUUAGGUAAUAAUUUUGGAAUCGCGGACUUGUUUGAAAUUAAUUAUGGACAUCCUUCAUUAAGACCCGCUUACGAUUACGUAAUUGUUGGAGCAGGACCAGCUGGUUGCGUUCUGGCUAACCGACUUUCGGAAGACCCUUCCAGAACGGUGUUGCUUCUUGAGAUUGGAAAAGGUGAGAUUCCUGUUAUUACGGAUCCACCCCUGCUUGGACCUACAUUGGCAUCUACUGAUUACAAUUUCGGAUAUCAGACCGAGGUUCAAAAGUAUGGUUGUCAGGGUAUGCGCGGUAGACGGUGUAGUUGGGCGCAUGGGCGAGGAAUUGGCGGAUCUUCAAUAAUCAACAAUGUGAUUUUCACCAGAGGAAAUAAACGGGACUACAAUAGCUGGGCACAAGCUGGAAAUUCUGGCUGGAGCUGGGAGGAGGUAUUGCCUUACUAUCGAAAAAUCGAGCGAGCGAACAUACGAGAUUUUGAGGACAAUGGUUUCCAUGGCAAAGACGGGCUGCUGUCAGUGGAGGAUUGUCCAUUCAGAUCUGAAAUCGCUGGAGCCUUUGUGAAGAGCGCACAGCGGGUUGGUUACCGUUAUCUGGACUACAACGCCGGUGAUCUAAUCGGAGUGUCGUUCCUGCAGGCGCACACGCUCCACGGACACCGUGCUACCGGCGGCAACGCAUACCUUAAGAACAUCAUCGAUCGACCGAAUUUGCACAUUAUGACCCGCUCGUGGGUGACUAAGGUUCUGAUAGAACCUCAUACCAAAGAGGCCAAAGGAGUGCAGUUUGUUCAUGAAAAGAAGUCCUACACAGUUAAAGCUACUCGGGAAGUAAUUCUUUCAGCGGGAGCCUUCGAAAGUGCUAAGCUUCUUAUGUUAUCCGGAGUGGGACCGUCAAAGCAUCUCCAAAAGCAUAAUAUAAAAGUUAUUCAGAACUUGCCAGUCGGUAGGAAGGUAACAGAGCACGGUGGCGUCUAUGGACCAGUGUUUAUCAUCCAUAACGAUCCCGAUGGAUAUAGAAGUUUGGAAAAUGUGACCACACUUGGAGAAUAUCUACGGUUCAGAAAUGGCCAAGGACCCUUAACGACAAACUCAGUGGAAAGUUUACUGUAUGUGAAAUCACCAGUUGCUGAAGAUCCAGAUCCCGGACUACCGGAUGUUGAAGUAAUGCAAGCUUUCGUUUCAUUUGGAUUUGAUUCUUCGCCAGCGGUAAAAUUUGCUUAUCAACUAUCCGAUGAGUUGGACCAAUCAUACUUUCGUCCACUGGCGAAUAAGAGAACAUUCAUGUAUCUACCAAUGCUGCUCAAAGCACGAGCUAGAGGACAAGUACGUUUGAAAUCAACAAAUCCUUUCCAUCAUCCGGAGUUCAAGUACCAGUACUUUGAGGAUGAACGAGACGUGGAAGCAUUGGUGUACGCAAUUCUACAGGUAAUAAAAAUAACCUCGCAGCCAGCAUUCGAGAAACUGAGAGUGGAGUUGUAUAGCAAUAAGGUUCCCGGCUGUAAACAGCACAAGUUCAACACCUUGGAAUAUUGGCGUUGUCAUGUUAGAACAGUGACUGCAACCUUCCAGCACCAGGUUGCGACAUGCAAAAUGGGACCAGCUAGCGAUCCUGAAGCCGUGGUGGAUCAUCGACUCCGCGUACAUGGCAUUAAAAGGCUUCGGGUAGCCGAUGUCGGAAUUAUUCCCGAUUCACCGACCGGCCAUACCUGUGCUCAUAGUUUCCUAAUUGGUGAGAAAGCGGCGGAUCUGAUUAAACAGGAUAACAUCCGAUAA
Messenger RNA from Sabethes cyaneus, 1872 nucleotides. RefSeq names its product glucose dehydrogenase [FAD, quinone]-like. Gene Ontology annotation, molecular function: oxidoreductase activity, acting on CH-OH group of donors; flavin adenine dinucleotide binding. Bases 1 to 1872 code for a protein of 623 amino acids. NCBI's taxonomy places the organism in Eukaryota, Metazoa, Arthropoda, Insecta, Diptera, Culicidae. The record is from RefSeq and is a predicted model, not a curated record. The transcript has 4 exons.